Molecule: messenger RNA, 1701 nt
Organism: Dromiciops gliroides (monito del monte)
Lineage: Eukaryota; Metazoa; Chordata; Mammalia; Microbiotheria; Microbiotheriidae
Gene: PRSS55
Product: serine protease 55
Exons: 9
Coding region: 1-1701 (566 amino acids)
Biological process (GO): proteolysis
Molecular function (GO): serine-type endopeptidase activity
Source: RefSeq, a predicted model, not a curated record
AUGAUGUUUCUGCUGUCAAUGAUUUUUCAACUUCCAUUGUUGGCAAAUAUCUUAGGAAAACAUGAUUUCUCCAUGUUUCCUUGUGGUCAAAUCCAUUCCAAUCCAUCCUUGAAAAAUGAAGCCGCUCCAAUCCUAGGAGGAUUCCAGACGUCCACUUCUGAAGUUCCAUGGCAAGUGAGCAUCCAUUUCAAUAACACAUUUUUAUGUGGAGGAACAAUACUGGAUAAUUGGUGGAUUCUAACUGCUUCCCACUGCUUCAUGGAUAACAAUACAUCCUAUUUGGAAGUGCACCUGGCAGGGAUGGAACCUGACAGUGAGAUUGUGGAGAAGAGAAAUGUGACAAAGCUCAUUUUUCACUCCAACUUCAAUCAAAUCUUCCUGAACCACGACAUUGCUUUAAUGUUGCUCAGUUCUCCUAUAGAGUUUACUAUCCACAAAGUACCAAUCUGCCUGACAAGAAACAUGGACAGAACGGAAGAGUGCUGGGUAUCUGGAUGGGGGCACUCACAACCUAUGAAGAAAAUGUCUAUCUCACUGCAAAAAGUCAAGCUGGAGAUCUUAGAUUGGCAAGAGUGCUAUGAUAAAGUUUUCAUUCUUACUGAAAACAUGAUCUGUGCCUGGGAUCCAGAAGGAAAUAAAGAUUCCUGUCAGGGUGACAGUGGGGGACCUUUGGUUUGCAACCUCAAAAAUCAUCAUGACGUAUGGUACCAAAUAGGCAUUGUCAGCUGGGGAGAAGGCUGUGGUCGAAAAGGGAAACCUGGUAUAUACACAGCAGUCUCCAAUUACUUGCUUUGGAUUGUGCUAAAAACCCGUGAGGCGGGCCAUCCCUAUGUCUUGUCAUCUUCUGAAUAUUUUUUUGUUCCUUCACACUAUUUACUUUUGUUAUUGAACUUUGGAAUCAAUUGUGAGAAAUUGGAGAUAUGGUACAGGACUGCCCAGUAUGGCAUGUCCACAUAUGUGCUCUGUGAGCAAAGCAGAAUUGCAGUAGCUCAAAAGAAAUGCGAGAUGUACCAAUUUAGGGACAGCCCUGCUGCAAAUGUUUAUAUGGACUAUUUGUUUCCUACCUGUGAACGAAUAAAUAGUAAAUAUGGGGAGUGGAAAAAAGUAAAGAAGAUCAUUAUUCAUUCCGGUUUUGAUUUUUCAAAUCUCGAUAAUGACAUAAGCUUGGUCAUGGUUCAGUCUCCAAUAAAAUUCAAUACACAGAAAAAACCCAUCUGCCUGACAAAUAAGACUAUGGAUUGGAAAGAAUGCUGGGUGCUAGGAUGGGGAUCUACAGAUGCUUUAAAGAUGGACUAUCCUCCCCUUCAAAAAGCCCGACUUUUUCUGUUGGAAUGGGAUAAAUGCCACAAAAUGCAGCCCCACCUCACUAAAAACAUGAUCUGUGCCUGGGAACCCAGAGGAAAACAGGAUCGUUGCUUGGGGGACGUUGGGGGGCCUCUGAUAUGCAGUGCCAAAAAUCAACGCAAUAUAUGGCACCAGGUGGGCAUUAUCAGCUGGGGACAAGGCUGUGGCCAAAAAGAGACGCCUAGUAUGUACACAUCAGUGUCCAGAUAUUUGGAUUGGAUUAUUAGAGAGACCCGAAAGACUGGCCAACCCUUUGAACUCUUAACAGCCUCUGGUUAUAGUCUGCACACUCCGAUGUAUUUUAUGUUAUUGUUUUUGUUAGUCUCUCAUCUAACUCUCAAGUCACUUGUUGCAUGA